This is a messenger RNA of Auanema sp. JU1783, 621 nucleotides long. Lineage: Eukaryota; Metazoa; Nematoda; Chromadorea; Rhabditida; Rhabditidae. The record is from the annotation of a GenBank genome assembly.
AUGUCUGGAUCUUUGAAGGCAAGCUUAUCCAGCGAUGGUAACUUCGCGCAGCCUGAUAAAGAAAGAAAUACUGUUAAGCGUAAGAUUGCAUUGAUGGGAUAUCCAUGUGUAGGAAAAUCUUCUAUUACUAUGAGGUUCGUACAGGGACACUUCCCUGAUGCAUACGACACCACCAUUGAGGAUCUUCACAGCAAGACUCACCGUUUCAAUGGUAAGGAGUACAUUCUCCAAAUUACUGAUACUGCUGGACAACAGGAGUACUCCAUAUUCCCGAGAAGUUGUUCCGUUGGUAUUGACGGGUUCGUUCUUGUUUAUGCAAUUGACGAUGAGAGAUCAUUUGACAUAGUUCAAAGCAUUCGUGACAAGAUUGUAGAGAGUGUGGGUGACGAUAAGAUUCCCUGUCUGUUGGUAGGAAACAAGACUGAUUUGCAAUAUGCUUCUCGAGUCAUCCAGAAAGAUAGAGGAGAGAAGUUGGCAGCGUCAUGGAACGCUGGAUUCAUGGAAAUAUCCGCAAAAGACUGUGAUAAGGUUUCGGAAAUUUUCGAUAAAAUUCUAUACAGAAUCGAGGUUGCUCGCGGCAAUCUGGUGCCAAACAACAAGGGCAAAUGCACAAUUUCUUAA